AUGCACAACACAAAUAGUGAUCCUCCCAUCAAUAACAAUCAACAUAAUCGACUGAGCUCCAACAGCCAUCAGAAUAACAUCAAGCAUACUACACAACAGUACACAUUUCGAAAGACGACAGACCAUUCAGUAUUCACUUCAACACAACUGUCAUUGCCGUCACCACCGUCACAACAAUCAUCACAAUCAGUCUUCUCAAACUGUUCACACAAACGUGCUUCAGCUAACCUGCGAGAACGCAAACGCAUACGACUCAUCAAUCACGCCUUCAAUGGACUGCGUUCUCACUUGCCUAGGGAGUUGUUGUUCUCAAGUGCAUUGCUGGAUGAUAUUGACUCUACCAUUCAUAGCUCAGUUGUACAAGAUCAGUAUCCUAUUGUCAUGGAGUCAGCAAACAAAAAAAUGACCAGCAGAUUGAGCAGUCAGUAUGCUGACCCAACAAACUCAUAUUUCCGAAAACAAACUAUCUCAAAAGUUGAUGUGUUGAGAGCUGCAAUCAGGUACAUUCGUGUGCUUCAAGAGAUUGUGAAGGGACUGGAUUCGGACCACCCAGUACAAGAAAGUCACAACAAUCCUGAUCAGAGUAGUCGUCUUCAGCUGAACACUCAUCCACCAGGAUUCUGCAUACAGCUCGGUAAUUGUCCAUGUUCAAACGAUAAUUCUGAUAAAUCUGUAGAAGAGCGACUGUAUACGAAGAAGAUAGACGAAAUGGCAGUGGAAGAAAGUAAGCUCUGA
Messenger RNA from Heterobilharzia americana, 735 nucleotides. Lineage: Eukaryota; Metazoa; Platyhelminthes; Trematoda; Strigeidida; Schistosomatidae. The record is from the annotation of a GenBank genome assembly.